UCUAUUUUUUUACAAAUUUCCAAUUUUUUCAAAAGAUUUGAUUGAAAAUCUAAUAAAUAAUAUUUUUUUUGUUAUUAUUAAUUAUUAAACAAAUAAGUUGACAUAACAUACAUACAUAAGCCCUGAGAUGUCAUCACUGAAAAGAUCCAAUUCGGUAAGCGAUAAGACCAUCGAAGUGCACAACUAUAUCGACGGCAAGUUUGAAAAAUCGGACAACUAUUUCAAUAGUUAUAAUCCAGCUGUCAAUCGGGUUAACGCAUUCAUACCGGACAGCAAUGAACGGGACGUCCAACGGGCAGUCAGUGCUGCCAAACGCGCAUUUGAAAGUUGGUCUAAAACAAGUGUCCAGGAAAGGUCACAAAUAUUAAACAAAGUGGCCAUGCUCAUUGAAUUAAGUGCCCGAGAGUUGGCACAGUUAGAAUCAUGGGAUCAGGGUAAACCAUUGUGGUUGGCCACCACUCUGGAUAUACCGCGGGCGGCACACAACUUUCGGCACUUUGCCAACGCUAUACUAUACGAUACAAACAUCUCAAUUACCGAUCCCGAUGCCGGUGUCAUCAAUUAUACUACUCACGAACCGAUAGGUGUGGCCGGCAUUAUAACGCCCUGGAAUCUGCCGCUAUAUUUGUUGACAUUCAAACUAGCGCCGGCACUGGCCUACGGUAAUACAGUGGUAGCCAAACCUAGUGAACUGACAUCCGUGACGGCCUACAAAUUGUGUCACUUGUUAGAGGAAGCCGGUUUACCGCCCGGUGUUGUCAAUAUGGUGUUUGGUUUGGGACAAAAGGUUGGCGAACCUAUUGUCGAACAUCCCGACGUACCCAUCAUAUCGUUUACCGGAAGUACGGCUACCGGUGCCCGUAUUGCUCAACGAUCGGCACCGUUGUUCAAGAAACUAUCGCUCGAAAUGGGCGGCAAAAAUGCGGCCAUUAUUUUUGACGACAUAAAUCUGGACACAGUUUUUCCGCAAAUAAUUAGGUCGUGUUUUCUCAACUCCGGUGAAAUAUGUCUGGCCUCCAGUCGACUGUAUGUUCAAAAGUCUAUUUAUCAGGUGUUUGUCGAUAGGUUCACCAUUGAUGUGCUUCAAAUGAAAGUUGGCGACCCCACCAACAAUGACACACUUAUUGGUCCAAUGAUAAGCAGCGAUCAUCAGAAAAAAGUACUGAAAUACAUAGAGUUGGCCCGUAAUGAAGGCGCUACUGUCCGGUCGCUGCCAUUUAAACUGGACACCGAUCACACGGCCGGCUAUUACGUAAGUCCUACGGUUAUUACAGACAUUAGUGACGACAGCGCCUGUAUGCGUGAAGAGAUAUUCGGACCGGUUGUCUGUGUAGUACCGUUUGAUACUCAGGACGAGGUCGUCACGCGGGCUAACAAUAGUCCGUACGGCUUGUCGGCCAGUGUCUGGUCGAGUAAUGUGGAUCGGGUGCACACUGUAGCCAAUCGACUUCGGGUCGGCACUGUCUGGUGUAACUGUUGGCUCGUCCGCAAUCUGAAUAUGCCUUUUGGUGGACAAAAACAGUCGGGAACGGGACGGGAGGCUACUUUGGAUUCCCGAGAGUUUUAUACUGAAAAGAAAACUAUUUGUAUUAAAACUAAUAAAAAAUAGUAAAUUAAAAA
Oppia nitens is the source of this 1620-nucleotide messenger RNA. RefSeq names its product 2-aminomuconic semialdehyde dehydrogenase-like. Gene Ontology annotation, molecular function: oxidoreductase activity, acting on the aldehyde or oxo group of donors, NAD or NADP as acceptor. The transcript has 4 exons. The coding region runs from base 128 to 1609 and encodes 493 amino acids. Lineage: Eukaryota; Metazoa; Arthropoda; Arachnida; Sarcoptiformes; Oppiidae. The record is from RefSeq and is a predicted model, not a curated record.